Molecule: messenger RNA, 1242 nt
Organism: Clonostachys rhizophaga
Lineage: Eukaryota; Fungi; Ascomycota; Sordariomycetes; Hypocreales; Bionectriaceae
Source: the annotation of a GenBank genome assembly
AUGGCUGUUGUACUCGCUACAGUAGGCCUUUACGGAGGCCUGUCUGCCCCAGGUCGAUUAACUGGACCAAAAGCUGGUGCAACUUGUUGCCCCCCUGCCGUCGGUACUCCGCAAGCGAUCAACACCCGCUAUAACGAAACAAAUGGACUUCCAACGGCCCCUAACGUUGCAGCUCUCACCACUCGCUUUGCCCUCUUUGGAGUGGUCGGAGAUUCUCUACGUGCCCAGUGCAAGCCCACGCCUGCGCUGGGUUCCAGCACACUCGGGCUUGGUUCUAGCCGUUUCAGCGGAAAAUACAAUGCUCUCGGUCUCGAUGUUACCAGCGGUUUCUAUCUUACCUGCGCCCUUCAGCUGGCCAAGGCUGUGUCUGAGUCGUCUCUUGACAUCAACAUCUUAGAGCAUUGCUGCGAAUCCGCCGGAUGGGUAUCGGCGAUUAUCUAUCACCCAGAGGGCAGCACCCCAGGACACUACGACCGCGGUGUCCCAUUGCCACCAGCGAAGCGUCGUGCACCUCUGGGCCAGGCGAGGCAAGGCAGGGCCAAGAAGAUAGCCACCAACAAUCACAACGAUGAGGGCGAAGAAGACGAAGGAGAACAACCGCCACGACGCCGACCACAGCCAGAGCCAAUCGACCCUGCAAAACCACCCAAGCGCUAUUUUGCCUGUCCCUUCUACAAGUACGAUCCUGUGAGACACUGGAGAUGCUACCGCAAGUACGAAUUCAGACGACCAUACGACGUUACAACCCACCUUGAACGCCUGCAUGUCAUCAGCGACUACUAUUGCGCCAAAUGUUUCAAAGAAUUCGACGACGAACGGAAAUGGUGGGAGCACGACACCAAUGCUUGUCUGGAAAUCUCAGGCCCGGAGCGUCUCUGGAAGGAGGACGUUGUUGACCUCCGCGAAAUUCCGACCAGCCGUGGCACAAGUGAUGCCGAAAAAUGGUACUGCCUAUGGGACCGUGUUUUCCCAGGCGUGGAGCGUCCCAGCUCGCCGUACAUGAGUGAAGGCUUUGACGAGGCACUUGCACUUGCGCGCGAGAAUGGCUGGCGUAGGCUGGAGGGAGCCCUGCCCGGCAUCCUGUCUGACAAUGGGUUCCCAAUCGAGGAUGGGGAUUUGCACACCCUUCUGGGCGACUUGGUGAACAUCUUGGUUCCCGAGACCACGGCUGAAAUGGCGAUAACCCAGCCCUACCAGCGACCCUUUCACCGUCGCAUCCUCGAGCGUUUCCAGAGCAGCUGA